Molecule: messenger RNA, 1915 nt
Organism: Carassius auratus (goldfish)
Lineage: Eukaryota; Metazoa; Chordata; Actinopteri; Cypriniformes; Cyprinidae
Product: doublecortin domain-containing protein 2
Exons: 9
Coding region: 247-1530 (427 amino acids)
Biological process (GO): cilium assembly; dendrite morphogenesis; neuron migration
Cellular component (GO): microtubule; axoneme; microtubule organizing center
Source: RefSeq, a predicted model, not a curated record
AGGAACAUAAGAGUUCCCAUCAUCAUCGCUUCAGUGCGCUGCAUCUUUCUCUUUAUCCUCAUCAACGUCCCCCUGGAAAGUUUUAUUUGCGCAAAAUCCACCGUUUCCAAAAAUCAUGUUGAUUUGUGAAUCAGACGUGUGUGUGUGUGUGUGACUGGAGCAUGAGGAUCAGAUGCGCUGCUCUUCUCUGGAGAUAUAACCGCGCUGCGCUCGGACUCUCCGUCGCUAGCUUCACCUCUCCUGGCCAUGAGCGCGGAGAAGCCAAACUUUCUGUCUCAACCUGAAGUCAAAAAUGUCUAUUUCUAUCGCAAUGGGGAUCCGUAUUAUGAGCCCAGGCGUUUGGUGAUUAACUCGAAGCGGGUUUCGACCUUCGACACGCUUCUGCGGGAGGUGACCGGUGGCGUGAGGGCUCCGUUCGGCGCGGUCCGCAACAUCUACACGCCCAAAACCGGGCACCGGGUCCAGUCCCUGGAGCACCUGCGCAGCGGAGAGCAGUACGUGGCCGCUGGACGAGAGAGGUUCAAGAAGAUAGAUUAUUUACAGAUAGGAACCAGGAAGAAAAAAAUGCUUCAACCUAAUGGACUGAAACCUGUUCCUCAGAGUCGUGUGAUUGUAUCUGCCAGAUUCCUGAAGCCCAUCAAAGAACCCUGUGCAAUAUUUGUUGUGGCAAAUGGAGAUGUCCUGAACCCAGCGGUGAGAUUGUUGAUUCCUAGCCGUGUGAUUGGCCAGUUUGAGCGGAUUCUGGAGAUGGUCACUGAGAAAAUGGGCCUGCGAAUCAUCGGGGGGGUGCAGAGCCUGUACACCUUUGAAGGGACUCUCGUUAUGGAUGGAAAGGAGUUAGAAAACGGGCAGUUUUACGUCGCUGUUGGCAGAGACAAAUUCAGAAAGCUUCCAUACAGUGACCUACUGUUCAAUAAACCCAUCGGCAUGAAGAGAGUGAACGGGUCUAAAGCUGCAUCAUUACCACCGAUAUACAAAUACAGAAGACAGAAUGGAGAUGUGGGGAACCAUCAUCUGAGCAAGCCUGAGUGUGGACAGGAGAAGAGCAGUCCUCCGGCGCAGAGCUCUAAAGAGCAGCUGUCCUCUAUAGUCAGAGAGAUCUCACAGGCCAAACUCAUGAACAUACGCAAGAAGAGGAGUGGACUCAUGGCUUCACAGGAGACUCAGGACAAUGAUGAUGGAGAGGACAGAAGAGCAGAAGAUGAUGAGAAAUCUUCAGCGGUCCAGCAGGAGGCAGAGGAGGCCAGACCUGAUGUAGACGACUCCACCACGACAGAAAGUGAAGCGGCCCGAAACACAGAAGAAUCACAGUGUGACGGAGAAGAAGAAGAGGAGAAGAAACCAGAGGAUGAAAAGAAUGAAGAGGAUGGAGAGAUAAAGAUAGAAGAACCAGAGGCACAUGACGACAGUGAAGAGAAGGAUGAAGAAGCUGAAGAGGGAGAUGAAGAGGAGAAACCAGAGGAAGAAGAGGAGAAGCAGGAGAACACAGAGAAGGAGGGAGAGCUGAAUCCAGAUCCCAGUGAGGACUGACCGAUAAACUGAAGGAGUAGUUCAGCGAGAAACGUUCGUCAUGUCCUUCAGCUUCUCUAUCUGCUGCAGAGACAGACCAGAACAUUCCUCAAAUAUACUGUUUUUGUGAGGAGACAGGAAUCAUACAGGGUUGAACCAUCACUCCUGGGUGAACUCUCCCUUUAGGAGACUUGAUUACUGCUACUUUAAUCAUAUUAAUCAUUUAUUGUAUUGAGCUUCUAAUACUGUGAACAUAUUUAAUAACACAGAUCAUUUAGCCAGUUAGGAUUUCAGAAAAUAUCUGUUUUCCAUUUUGUAACAUACCAUAUUUUCCGGACUAUAAGUCACACUUUUUUUCAUAGUUUGGCUGGUGCUGUGACUAAUAGUCAGGUGCGACUUAUUUAUC